GAUGGGCGGAUGGAGUCGCACUGAUAAUCCCGGAAGCCAUUGCAAGGGGUGGCGGAGGCGGUGUCGAAAACCCGGGCCUGCUGGUAGAAGCGGUGGCCGCCGCCGCCGCCGCCCCCAGGCAGGAGGAGCUCCUCCUCAGCUCCCCUCAGGUGGAGUGGACAGAGAAAAAACAUUGGAAGGGAGAGGAAAAAGUAUUCAGUGAAGAAUGAAAAGAAAGAGUGAAGACAGUCCAAGUCCCAAGAGACAGCGCCUUUCUCAUUCAGUCUUUGAAUAUACAGCAGCAUCACCAGCCCCAUCACCGCCAAUGCGACCAUGGGAGAUGACAUCAAAUAGGCAGCCUCCUUCAGCACGACCAAGCCAACAUCAUUUCUCAGGGGAACGAUGCAACACACCGGCGCGCAAUAGAAGGAGCCCUCCUGUAAGACGCCAGAGAGCAAGAAGAGACCGAUUGUCUCAACAUAAUUCCAUUAGUCAAGAUGAAAACUACCAUCUUCCUUACGGACAGCAACAAGCAAUAGAAGAACCCCGAGCCUUCCAUCCACCGAAUGUAUCUCCCCGUAUGUUGCAUCCAGCUGCUCAUCCGCCACAGCAGAAUGCAGUGAUGGUUGACAUUCAUGAACAGAUCCACCAGGGCACCGUCCCUGUUUCGUACACUGUGACCACAGUGGCACCACAUGGGAUUCCACUUUGCACAGGUCAGCAUAUACCAGCUUGCAACACACAGCAAGUCCCAGGGUGUUCUGUGGUUUUCAGUGGACAGCAUCUUCCUGUCUGCAGUGUGCCUCCCCCUAUGCUUCAGGCGUGUUCUGUUCAACACUUGCCUGUUCCAUAUGCAGCUUUCCCACCCCUUAUUUCUAGUGAGCCACUUCUUUUGCAUCCUCCGCACCUCUCCCCACAUCAUGCUCCACACCUGCCACCUCCAGGCCAGUUUGUUCCCUUUCAAACGCAGCAAUCACGGUCGCCUCUUCAAAGGAUAGAAAAUGAAGUAGAAUUGCUUGGAGACCAUCUUCCUGUGGGUGGCUUUACCUAUCCGCCUUCAGCCCAUCCACCAACGUUGGCACCUUCAACCCCUCUCCAGUUCUUAGCACAUGAUCCUUUACACCAAGAAGUGUCGUUUGGAGUACCUUAUCCACCCUUUAUGCCUCGGAGACUCACAGGACGCAGCCGAUACCGAUCCCAACAGCCAAUACCGCCACCUCCGUACCAUCCUAGCCUAUUGCCAUACGUGCUAUCAAUGCUUCCAGUGCCACCUGCAGUGGGCCCAGCCUUCAGUUUUGAGCUAGAUGUAGAAGACGGUGAAGUGGAAAACUAUGAGGCGUUGCUGAACUUGGCAGAAAGAUUAGGAGAGGCCAAACCAAGAGGACUAACAAAAGCAGAUAUCGAGCAACUGCCUUCUUACAGGUUUAACCCAAAUAACCAUCAGUCGGAGCAAACUUUGUGUGUAGUGUGCAUGUGUGACUUUGAGUCGAGACAACUACUUAGAGUUUUACCGUGUAACCACGAGUUUCAUGCCAAGUGUGUUGAUAAAUGGCUUAAGGCAAAUCGUACCUGCCCUAUCUGCAGAGCUGAUGCUUCAGAAGUGCAUCGUGAUUCAGAAUGACCAGUCUAAGAGCACAAUUCUACUUUGGGUGUUCCUAGUCACAUGUGUAUAUAUAUACGUAUAUGAACUCUCCAUUGAACUUAAACCGUGUGGCUUCCAGCCUUCCCUUAUACAAAAGGGUCAAUGGACCUUUCUUUGCACUGUGUGAUUUAAUCAACUAUAAAGCUUAUAAUUAGUCUUCACAAUUAUGGGAUUGUUAUACUAACUGUGUGAUUGGAACUCCAAAGAUUAUUUUUUUUCUUUUAGCUUAAUUUCGUGUGUGCACUAACAUUCCCUGGUUUUUGUGUGAUCAUUCCGAGUGUUGCUGCGAGAUUACAGUGGAACGUGAUCUUCUAGCAUGUGCUUUUAUAUUAAAAAAGUGGUAGCUCCAAACAAUAUAGCAAUCUACCUUAUAUAGAGCCUUCAAAUACUGUGAGUGGGAGUAAAUGGUGCGGGUGGGUGCGUUGAUCGCAGGGUGUCUGUGUGUAUGCGGGUGAGCAAGUGUUUGGACAGUAGAGUGUGAGAGAACUUAUAUACCAGCAUGUAUUGAGGAUGUAUGUGUGUAGUAUUAAUUAUGCUGCAAUGUAUAAUCUUGUGUGUUAUUUAAGCAGUACUAGUACUGUACACUGGUUUCUUUCUUUGAGUUUGCAGUUGCACACUGAAUGCUAAGGGUGCAGCAGUUAUAGACAUUUGAUAGUUCAUCUCUCCCCCCAUGUAUUUAAUAGUAUAAAAAGGCCUCUUUGCUUUUAUUCAGGCAACUAUUAUACUUCCCAUUCAUUGGAGAUGUGAUGUCUGUCAUUGUAGAGCAUCUUGAUUCCUAAGUUAUCACAAAUACGUACUUAGCCAUGUUUUGAGGCAACUGAAAUUUCCAUGGUUUUAAAGAUAAAUUUCAGUUCAUGGCUGACUUUAUGAGGAGCUGCAGCAUUGCACAGUCAGGUAGCAAUAUUAAAAACUCUCAACUGAUCACUGACAUUUUAUGUUGUCCUCUCUUCCUUUUAAAAUUCUUCCAGCCAAUAUUCAUUUUUUUCCUGUUGAACAUUGAAGCUGGAUUUUGAUUUGAGUAACACAAGAAGUUGUUUUGCUUGUUUCUGGAUUUUGUUUUGUUUUUCCCCAUAAAAAUGGAGAGGACCUUGGAGAGUCUUGUGCAAGUGCUUCUUGUAUUGUUGGCAAUAUAUAUCUGCUUAAUUUAGCUUAUAACCACUGAGACUAACUCACAUUCCUUGCCUCAUGGCAAGUCCACAUGUCCAACUAAAAUGGCUUUUAAGAAAGAGAUGGUCUUCUUUUUUAAAAGCCUUCAACCUCGUGAAUAAUUCUUAGCACUUUCUUAGAGGUAGAACGUGUGCCCUAACCCCCCCACCCUGCCCUAGCCUUGGUAACAUCUUAAGACUUCACUGCCUGGCAAAAGUGUCACAGGAUAUAGUUUCCAACUUGCUGUACUUAAUAUAGCUGGCUUUUUUCUCUUUUCUUCUUCUUUUGUUUUGGUAAUGUUGAGACAUCCUCAGUGUUGUAUGGGUAGUAUGAAUAAUAUUCAUGUACAAGAAUGGGUUGGUAUACAGAAUCAUGGAAAAAAAUAAUAAUAAAUGCUGUGAAUCUGGAGUUGACCUCCUUUCAACUGCCUUCUGAAUUAUAAUGUAUUGGGGGGAAAUUGGCAUUGCUUAACAUUUCAGACUUGGCCUUUCUAAUUUUUUUUCAGUAUAGAACUGUCUACACAUAGUUAAUGGUUUUUAAGAGAUGCAUAUUUUCUUUGUGGAAUUUUGCCUCGCCUCCCCUACCGCCACCAAUCCGGUGUUUUGAGCACCAAAACAACUCAGUCUUUGGUUGCAACAGCACAAGCACUGCAAGUAUUGCUGCAGCCUGUUGUCAGACAGCUUUAAGUUCCUUCUGUGUCCUUUUUUAAAUGCUUUUUAUAUGCUGCUAUAUGUUAAGUUUGCUUAUUCCUCCAGAGCAGUGCUGGUUGUGAAUCAUCAUCCUUCUUUCUGAAGGUUCUGCUGAACAGUCACAGCUUGUGGUUCUGCAAAAACUAAAAAGCACAAUUCCCACCCACCACCUCACACUCCCCUCCCCGCCAUUUCAGAUACUGUUUGCCUCUGUUUAGUAGCUAAGACGCCUUAGUCUGUCCAUAGGGCUGAGAAUUUAACAUUAAUAGAACAGUUCUAACAUACUUUUUGUGUGACAGAUUGUUACAACUUUCCCCUCUGUGGGCUCUAACAAAUUGUUCCAACAUGUCAGAAAGGUUAAAUUGCACAUAGUAAACUUUAUUUUUUUAAGCAGACAAAAUCAUGGGUUGGGAAGUGGGGUGGGGGAAGCCACACAUGUUUUACAGUAUUUUGGGUCUUUUUUAUAUUGCUGGACAAAGAGAUUUUUACCUGUAGAAAUCUAAUCCUUACACCGCCCGACUCAGUGUCUACUGUCAAAGCAUUGGUAUGAGGCACUUUCUCUAACAGAGAGGCAAGGCACAUAAUAACUUAAUUUUGAAAAGUGGCACCUCAGCCUUGACUCUGGAUCUGCCAUGCAGGGCAGCAUCUGUCCCAUGGUUCCCAGCUUCAGUUGAGCCAAGACUGUCGGUAGAAGGGUAGUGGCUGCAGUAGGUACCACUUUGGUGUACUAAAGUUUAGUGUUGCACUCCUGUGGCUCAUCUCUCCUACGAACAGCUUUUGUUUGCAUGGGACAGAUGUGUGCGGAUCCGUUUCCUGUGGUGUUAAGUGUGUAAGAGACACACAUGCAUGCAUUCUGCACCAGCUCAGUCUGGCUGCAGUGGAGCUUUUAGCUCAUUGCUGUUGGCAGUUUAAACAAAAGGGGAUUUGUGCUCAGCUGUUAAUUGCCAUGUGUUAUAUGCACAUUUGUAUGUCUGAUUUCCACAGCACCAGAUUUUGUUGGAUAGCCUGCUCCCCCUGAUCCCUACCUCUCCCGCUAAAGGAAGAAAAAAAGUUGGCUUUAUCAUGUUGGCACUGUUGGGGUUUUAUUUGCAUGAAUUGUCAACUUAAUUUCUCCUGGCUUUUUAAAAAAAAUGGGUAUAAAGGCCUUUUGAAUAUCUUUAAGGUCUCACUUUGUGGCUUUCUUUACAGAUUAUUUUGUGCAAAGUAAUUUCUUUUGUAUAAAGUUUUUGUACAGUCUCCAGAAUGUGAUAAUUUGUUGCAAUUGUUAACAUUUCCAUCUCUUGUAAUAUUUUGCAUUUAUCAACUGUUUAUUUUGCUUUCUGAAAACUCAUUAUAAACUCUGUUACUGGUCAGCCUAUGUAAGGGAGCUGUGGUUCUCUCUCACCCUGCACCCCCCUCUCCCCUUGGUACCUUCAGUUACCUCAUUUGCUAUUUUGUGUUGCAAACUUGCUGAUGAUUUUGAAAGCUUAUGGGUUUUGUUAGAAUCUUAUUUGUCAAGUGUUUUCUUUAAAAAUCAUACUCCAUUUUAUCAUUUAACAUGUAGUUUUAAAUGUAUUAUAAAUAUCUGUAACCAAAUCAUUUGAAGGCUUGAUAAAUUUUUAACAAAAUUUGUACAUUUUUUAUGAGAGUUACUAGUAAUGCUUUACUAAGUAGUGCAAUGAAUUUUUAUUUUUAAUCCCUGUGCCCGAUUUUGGAGUUGAGAGGGUUGUUCAGUAAUAAAUGUAUGAUGUACACUUAUA
Messenger RNA from Pogona vitticeps (central bearded dragon), 5195 nucleotides. It is a transcript of the gene RNF38, whose product is annotated as ring finger protein 38. Gene Ontology annotation, biological process: protein ubiquitination. The record is from RefSeq and is a predicted model, not a curated record. Gene Ontology annotation, molecular function: ubiquitin protein ligase activity. Lineage: Eukaryota; Metazoa; Chordata; Lepidosauria; Squamata; Agamidae.